UCCAGCGCGCUGGGGACUCCUCCUGUUCCUGGGGGAUCUGCUGCCUCUUCUCGGCGAGCGCUCCCUCGUCUUACCCGGGGACCUGCAAGCAGAACACGGACACUGAGUCUAGAAUAAACACCGGUCCUCGAACACAUAAAACCGUUUCCGUUCAACGCGACCAGCAUGCAGGAGACGAUGAUCCCACCGACAGACUCUCUCAUGUUAUACAACACCCCGGUUUUGAUCAGCAAGAACACAGACAGGAAAUCACCUAAGGCACGCCCUUCAAGAGCGUGCCCUCAGCAGUCCAGCGACUCCUGCCCUGUUCAACCACCACCUAGAUUCUCCUCCACUGAGGACACCUGGAAGGAAAAUGAGGCCACUUUGGACACCAUCUUUCCACCAAGAGAAUGGAUGGUAGGGAAACAACAAUGGCUGCAGCGAGUGUCCAGCUUUCCUUGUACAAGAACAGAUGUCGUGCGCCUCGAGGAACUGCUGGACGCAAACCUGCAGAGGAGGCAGGCCAGAGACACGGGCAUCUGUCCCGUUCGCAGGGAGCUCUACACCCAGUGCUUUGAUGAGCUCAUCCGACAGGUGACCAUCAAUUGUGCCGAGAGGGGUCUGCUGCUGUUGCGGGUUCGAGAUGAGAUUAAAUUGUCGUUUGCGGCCCAUGAGACACUGUAUGAGAGCAGCAUUGGGUUCGGCAUGAGGAAAGCACUGCUGGCCGAGCAGGGCAAAGCUGACAUGGAGAAAUGCACUGCUGAUCUGCAGAAUGAGAUUCAAGACCUGAAUAGGGAACUGAACGAAGAGAAAGCUAAAUGUGACGUGAUCGAACAGAGAGAAGCUGAAAAGCGGCAGGUGGAGGAAAAGAAGUACACAGAGGAGAUUCAGUUCCUAAAGAGAACCAAUCAGCAACUCAAGAACCAGCUGGAAGGGAUCACACCAAAGAAAUAACUGCAAAAUAAAAAAACCUGAGUUACCAUUUCCCCAUUUGACUGAUGAAAACUUAACUGAGUGUAAUUCGCAAAUAUUUUAAGUACAGUUCAAACUAUCACUGUACAUUUGUCUUGAACAUCAAGAGAGCAUUACACCUGUAAAUGAUGAAUGAAAUGUCAUUCAAACACAGAGGGGUUGAACAUGACGUCAUUGACCUGAGUGACAGUCUGAAUAAGGCAUCACGUGGCCACUUCAUAAAGACCCUUCAACACUCAGUUAGCAUUCCACCUUUUAUCAACUGUACUUUUUCAAU
Molecule: messenger RNA, 1231 nt
Organism: Hippoglossus stenolepis (Pacific halibut)
Lineage: Eukaryota; Metazoa; Chordata; Actinopteri; Pleuronectiformes; Pleuronectidae
Product: axonemal dynein light intermediate polypeptide 1
Exons: 7
Coding region: 166-936 (256 amino acids)
Cellular component (GO): filopodium; axoneme
Molecular function (GO): dynein heavy chain binding
Source: RefSeq, a predicted model, not a curated record